Molecule: messenger RNA, 2188 nt
Organism: Oncorhynchus tshawytscha (Chinook salmon)
Lineage: Eukaryota; Metazoa; Chordata; Actinopteri; Salmoniformes; Salmonidae
Product: zinc finger protein 501-like
Exons: 5
Coding region: 106-1542 (478 amino acids)
Biological process (GO): regulation of DNA-templated transcription
Molecular function (GO): RNA polymerase II cis-regulatory region sequence-specific DNA binding; DNA-binding transcription factor activity, RNA polymerase II-specific
Source: RefSeq, a predicted model, not a curated record
AAGGAAGCGCUAGAACUGUGCUGUGAAGACGGUAACUUUUGGGUCCAUUAUUACAGGGAGGAAUAUGGAUUUCUGAACCGUUGACGAAGCCUCGCCCUCCGACGAAUGAGGACAAACCCAGCCUGCUUCUCUCCUUCCACACUGAGUCCAAACCUACAGUCACUGGGUCCUGAUUGUGACAGUGGAGCCCAGUUUGCUCUGCAGGAUCCAGAGAUGACAUCAGUGAAGCUGGAAGACUGCAGUCAAAAACUGGAACUGAAUGUCAACAUUAAAGAUGAAGAAGAGGAGAAAUCGGUUUCUCUUAGACAACUGGAAUUAAGUCUGAGGCCGGUAACAUCAAUAGUGAGGACAAACCCAGCCUGCCUCUCUCCUUCCACACUGAGUCCAAACCUACAGUCACUGGGUCCUGAUUGUGAGAGUGGAGCCCAGUUUGCUCUGCAGGAUCCAGAGAUGGCAUCAGUGAAACUGGAAGACUGCAGUCAAACACUGGAGCUGAAUGUCAACAUUAAAGAUGAAGAAGAUAAGAUUGAGAAAUAUCUUUCUCAUGGAGACAAUGUUGAGACAUUCUCGACAUCCAGAGAACAACAGCAGGAAGCUCACAGAGCUAAGAGGUCUCACCACUGCCCACAUUGUGAGGAGAAUUUUUCAAUUCUAUCAAAGCUAAAAUUACAUGUAAAAAUACACACAGGAGAGAAUCUGUUUUCCUGUACUGACUGUGGGAAGAAUUUCACAACCUCAAAGGCUCUGACAGUUCAUCAGAGAGUGCACAGAGGAGAGAAGCCUUAUUCCUGCUCUGACUGUGGGGCGAGAUUCUCUCAACUGGGCACCUUAAAAAGACAUGAACGUAUACACACAGGAGAGAAGCCUUACUCCUGCUCUGACUGUGGGGCGAGUUUCUCUCAACUGGGCGACUUAAAAACACAUGAACGUAUACAUACAGGAGAGAAGCCUUACUCCUGCUCUGACUGUGAAAAAUGCUUCAAAAGAUCAACUGCUCUAAAAGUUCACCAAAGAAAUCACACAGGAGAAAAGCCUUACUCCUGCUCUGACUGUGGAAAGAGUUUCUCUCAACUGGGCGACUUAAAAACACAUGAACGUAUACAUACAGGAGAGAAGCCUUACUCCUGCUCUGACUGUGAAAAAUGCUUCAAAACAUCAACUGAGCAAAAAGUUCACCAGAGAACACACACAGGAGAGAAGCCUUACUCCUGCUCUGACUGUGGAAAGAGCUUCUCUCAACUGGGGGACUUAAAAACACAUGAACGUAUACAUACAGGAGUGAAGCCUUAUUCCUGCUCUGACUGUGGAAAGAGUUUCUCUCAACUGGGCCACUUAAAAACACAUGAACGUAUACAUACAGGAGUGAAGCCUUACUCCUGCUCUGACUGUGGAAAGAGUUUCUCUCAACUGGACAACUUAAAAAGACAUGAACGUGUACAUACAGGAGUGAAGCCUUACUCCUGCUCUGACUGUGGAAAGAGUUUCUCUAAACUGGACAACUUAAAAAGACAUGAACGUAUACAUACAGGAGAGAAACCUUAAUCCUGCUCUUAAUGUGGCAAGAGUUUCUCCCGAUUGGGCAAUGUAAAGACACACCACCGGAUACACACUUGACUGAAGCCUUAUCACUGCACUGACUGUGAGAAGAGAUUCUACAGAUUGGGCCAUUUAAAAAGACACCAAUGUAUACAUGAAGGAGAGAAGCCUCAUCAGUUCUCUCAGACCAGCUAAGAUUAGACACUCCACUUAAUUGUCACGUCAUUAAAUAAUUGGCAAAUGAAGCGUAGAGCGCUCUAUUGUAAAAGGACACCUGCUCUUUCCAUGACAGACUGACCAGUUGAACCCAGGUGGGCUAAGGAAUGAAAACACUGGACACUGAAAAUUGUAAAACUGUUGCCUGGUCUGAUGAAUCCCUGUUCCUGCUGUUUCAUGCUGAUGGGAGGACUGGGGUAUGGAGGAAACCACGAGGACAUACAUCCAGUGGUGGAAAAAGUACCUAAAUAGAAAAUGACUCAAUUAAAAGUGAAAGUCACCCAGUAAAAUACUACUGGAGUAAAAGUCUAGAAGUAUUUGAUUGUAAAUAUACUUAAGAAUCAAAAGUAAAAGUGUGAAUAAUUUCAAAUUCCUUAAAUUAAGCAAACCAGAAGGCACAACUGUCUUGUUUUUUUAAUAUUACAGAUAGCCAGGA